This is a messenger RNA of Xiphias gladius (swordfish), 894 nucleotides long. Its product is annotated as dual specificity protein phosphatase 26-like. Gene Ontology annotation, biological process: negative regulation of MAPK cascade; protein dephosphorylation. NCBI's taxonomy places the organism in Eukaryota, Metazoa, Chordata, Actinopteri, Istiophoriformes, Xiphiidae. The record is from RefSeq and is a predicted model, not a curated record. Gene Ontology annotation, cellular component: cytoplasm. The transcript has 3 exons. The coding region runs from base 159 to 878 and encodes 239 amino acids. Gene Ontology annotation, molecular function: MAP kinase phosphatase activity; protein tyrosine/serine/threonine phosphatase activity.
CUUGAGACACACGAGCCAGAUUUAAUUUGAGGGUCAAAUGGCCUGACAACACUUAAAACACCCUGUGGUGAGUAAAUCUGAGGCAAAGAAGCCUGAGACUAAAAUCACCUGCGGUGUUCUUUCUGCUCCAUUUGACAUGUGAAGCCGUGUGAAGCCACAUGCAAGAUAUUUUCUGGACAAAGAGUUUUUCUGUUUUUAUCUUUUUGCAUACUUUUGAUGGACUAGUUUGGAAAAGAUAUAACUACUGUCUCACGUCAGAAGCACGGCUUGACUCCCGAGCAGAAAAAGUCAUGUCGUAUACGUCUAAACUUCCUGCAUCCUGGAAUGAUAAACCCCCUUCGCGGAAAGUGGACAUUGAUCUGAGUUCACCAGGUCUUGCGGUAUUUGAAUUGGAAAAACUCUUGUUUACUGGCAAAGCCAUCAUCAGCCACGCGGAUGAAGUGUGGCCAAGGCUUUAUGUUGGUGAUCAACACAGUGCAGAGAACAAAGCUGAUCUGUCCAAGCAUCGUAUCACACACAUCCUCAAUGCAGCUCACAGUAAACGCAGGGGACAACUAGAUAUCUAUGACGGCAUGAACAUCACCUACAUGGGCAUAGAGGCUCAUGACUCCUGUGGCUUUGACAUGAGCGUCAAUUUCCACGCAGCGGCAAACUUCAUCCACAGGGCUCUCAGCAGAGGAGGCAAAGUGCUGGUGCAUUGUCAUGUAGGAGUGAGCCGUUCUGCCACCCUGGUCCUGGCUUACCUGAUGCUGAAGCAGAACCUGACCCUUGUGGAGGCCAUUUGUGCUGUGAAAGAUAACCGUGGUGUAAUCCCUAAUCGAGGAUUCCUCAGACAGCUCAUCAAACUAGAUGGCCAGCUGUUUUGCACACAUCACUGAACCCUGUCUGAUAGUA